AUGGCGAAUUUGAUGGAUGAGGCAGAGUUUCCUAUUACAGGUUGUUCAACCUUUUCAGCUUUCCUAGUGCAGUAUUUGGCAACGGUCUAUCGUAUAAAAUGUUGGUCACUUGCUGUUAACCGAUGCGGUGCACAAGCGUUGUUUUUUCCGGUGCAUUUUGCCGAUUCGGAAAACAGGAUAAGGUACGACGUCACAGAACUGGCAGAGACGAGACGAUGCCACGCAUUCAACACAUUAUAUGACACCGGAAAGCAACUCUUUAUCGGAACAUGCGACAGUAGAGCAGACCGCGGCGUUGGUGUUUUCGCCGACAUAAGUUUGGCUAGAAACCUCGAUUCAUUCGAACAACUAACAGUGCAAAUCGGCCUUCUACAUCAAGCUGUGGCAAAAAAAGAGGCGACUGGUUCUAUAUGGACUAGGUGA
Angiostrongylus costaricensis is the source of this 423-nucleotide messenger RNA. NCBI's taxonomy places the organism in Eukaryota, Metazoa, Nematoda, Chromadorea, Rhabditida, Metastrongylidae. The record is from the annotation of a GenBank genome assembly.